AAAUACAAAUAAAUAUAUACAGAGUACACACAGAGCAGGGAAGAGAGACGAGAAUUAGCAAAUUGCGAAGCCCUAAAGAAAUAUCUGUAUUUUCUCUCCCGCCGAUAGACGACGAGCAAUGUCUUCGCUUGCUGCUCCCCAUAUCUGCAUCCGAUUUCCAGAGAUCCAGAAAUCAAAGAUUUUUUGCUCCGGUGUUCAGUUUAGAAAAAACACGAGUCGAGUGUUUGCAGUAAUGUCUGCUGCCGAAGAUGUGUCAAAUUACAUACCCGCUGCUCCGAUUUUACUGCCAGAAGGGCCAUGGUAUCAGAUUCCAGGUGGAGUUACAGCUGCAAAGGGUUUCAGAGCUGCUGGAAUGUAUGGUGGAUUACGUGCUGCAGGAGAGAAGCCCGAUCUUGCUCUGGUUGCGUGCAAUGUAGAUGCAGAAUCUGCUGGUGUAUUUACAACAAAUGUUGUCGCAGCUGCUCCUGUGUUAUACUGUAAAGAGGUGCUGGAAAAGUCUGCAACGGCUCGUGCAGUCCUCAUAAAUGCUGGUCAAGCAAAUGCAGCUACGGGUGAUGCAGGUUACCAAGAUGUUUUAGAAUGCUCCCGUGCCCUGGCAGAGUUGCUGCAACUGAACCCAGAACAAAUAUUGAUUGAAUCCACUGGUGUGAUUGGCCAACGUAUCAAGAAGGUUGCUCUUGUCAACUCACUUCCACAUCUGGUAAAUCGGUUGUCAUCGACUGUUGAAGGAGCAGACUCUGCCGCUGUAGCAAUAACUACUACUGACCUUGUAAGCAAAAGUGUAGCUGUUGAAACUAAGGUAGGGGGAGCUCAAGUAAGAGUUGGUGGUAUGGCAAAGGGUUCGGGGAUGAUUCAUCCUAACAUGGCAACAAUGCUUGGGGUUAUAACAACUGAUGCAUCAGUUACAAGUGAUGUAUGGAGAAAGAUGGUGCGGGUGGCCGUAAACCGUAGUUUUAAUCAAAUUACUGUAGAUGGAGAUACCAGUACGAAUGAUUGUGUAAUUGCUUUAGCUAGCAGCCUUUCAGGAGCAAACAAGAUUUCUUCCUUAAAUAAUUCUGAUGCAGAGCAUCUGCAGGCAUGUCUCGAUGCGGUAAUGCAAGGUCUAGCAAAAUCAAUAGCUUCUGAUGGUGAGGGAGCAACCUGCUUAAUCGAGGUCAAUGUAUCUGGAACAAGCACCGAAGGUGAAGCAGCGUCAGUUGCCCGAUCAGUGGCAUCGUCUUCACUAGUCAAGGCUGCAGUGUAUGGGAGGGAUCCUAACUGGGGGCGAAUAGCUUGUGCUGCCGGAUAUGCGGGAAUUCCUUUCAAUCCAAAUAAACUCCGAAUAUCUCUUGGUGAUAUUCUCUUAAUGAACAACGGUCAGCCACUUCCAUUUGACAGGGAGGCUGCUAGUAAUUAUCUCCGCAAGGCAGGUGAAAAACAUGGGACAGUAGUUAUCCAAUUAUCAAUUGGUGAUGGCCCAGGGAGAGCACAAGCAUGGGGCUGUGAUUUGAGUUAUGAUUAUGUCAAGAUAAACGCAGAGUACACAACAUAGCCCAUACUUGAAAAUCCAUUUUGCAGAGGGUAGGGGAUUAUGCUGUAUUAUGUAUGUAUUCAAGCUACAAUUGUACUUAUAACCAACAGGGUUUUUGGGUGUAAUAAUUAUUCCCUCCAUUCCAAAUAAAAAGUGUAUAAGAUUUACAAAUAAUAUAUUUUGUUCUUAUAAGUACAAAAGAAAAUUAAAUAAAUUGAAUUGCAAUAAAAGGGUUCUAAAUCACCUCACAUGCAUUUUACAGUUUACUGCUAGUUUAUGAAUGCCCCUAACGAUCAAUCCCAAAUAUAAAUUUCCACGGCCAAAGAUGCAAUUCAAGAAAAUUAAAGAGACUCUUGUUACAAAACAGUUAAAACGCAAGGAAACCAACAAGAUCCCACACACA
Molecule: messenger RNA, 1913 nt
Organism: Andrographis paniculata
Lineage: Eukaryota; Viridiplantae; Streptophyta; Magnoliopsida; Lamiales; Acanthaceae
Product: arginine biosynthesis bifunctional protein ArgJ, chloroplastic
Exons: 17
Coding region: 119-1531 (470 amino acids)
Biological process (GO): L-arginine biosynthetic process; L-ornithine biosynthetic process
Molecular function (GO): L-glutamate N-acetyltransferase activity, acting on acetyl-L-ornithine as donor; L-glutamate N-acetyltransferase activity, acting on acetyl-CoA as donor
Source: RefSeq, a predicted model, not a curated record